Molecule: messenger RNA, 2289 nt
Organism: Populus nigra (black poplar)
Lineage: Eukaryota; Viridiplantae; Streptophyta; Magnoliopsida; Malpighiales; Salicaceae
Product: inactive receptor-like serine/threonine-protein kinase At2g40270
Exons: 9
Coding region: 142-2019 (625 amino acids)
Biological process (GO): protein phosphorylation
Molecular function (GO): protein binding; protein kinase activity; ATP binding
Source: RefSeq, a predicted model, not a curated record
UCAAAAAUCAAAAGCGUCUCUAAGGGGUCGAAACAUGUCUAAAAAAUCCAAGCACGCACGCGAGAGAGAACAUAGUUUUUGAAUGUUAUCUUCUUCUUCCUUUCCUUGCAAUAUAGCUGGUGUUUGGGCACUGUUGUUCUCAUGGAGAUCAAUAACCGGAAAAUCAGUCGGUUUGGAGUUCUAAUCUUGUUUUUGGUAUAUCAAAACUUGAUUCUCUGCUUUUCGCUUAAUGAUGAAGAUGAUGAUGAUGCAGGUAUGGCGUUGUUGAAAUUGAGAGAGGGAAUUGUGAGUGAUCCAUACGGUGCGUUGAAGAGCUGGAAAAUGGAUUUUGGAGUGAUUAAUCCCUGUUCCUGGUUCGGUGUUGAGUGCUCUUAUGAUGGCAAAGUUGUAGUUUUGAACUUGAAAGAUCUUUGUCUUGAAGGAACACUGGCACCUGAAAUCACAAACCUUGUCCACAUAAAGUCUAUUAUUUUACGCAACAACUCAUUUUCUGGGAUCAUCCCCGAAGGGGUUGGAGAGCUGAAGGCGUUGGAAGUGCUAGAUUUUGGGUACAAUAACUUCAGUGGGCCCCUUCCACCUGAUCUUGGCAGUAACCCCUCCCUGGCAAUCCUUCUACUGGACAACAAUGAGCAACUCAGAAGCUUAUCAUCUGAAAUUCAACAUCUGGAGAUGCUUUCUGAAUUUCAAGUAGACGAGAACGAGUUAUCUAAUGCAGCUAAAGGUUUAUCCCGCAGCAAAAGAUCCAUUACAUGGAAUCUUGUGCGUAUAGAAAAUGCAGUUCACAGACGACAGCUGCGAAAAAAUAAAAAUAACAAGAAGCGUGCGACUUCUCCUGGUCCUUCUCCUAGCCCCUCACCAUCUCCAAAAGAGUCAGCUCGAGCUCCUUCUGACUCAAGUGCUCCCACAAUAUUAUCUGAAUUUUUGCCGUCUAAAAAACAUCAUGUUGCAAUCAUAGCUGGAGCUAUAGGGGGCACCCUAGUUAUUCUCAUUUCAAUCCUCAGUAUAUAUAUCUGCGAAACCAACAAGGCUUCUGUCAAACCUUGGGCCACAGGAUUGAGUGGACAGCUUCAGAAAGCAUUUGUAACUGGUGUGCCAAAGCUUAAGAGAUCUGAGCUUGAAGCGGGCUGUGAAGAUUUUAGUAAUGUAAUCGGUUCUUCACCAAUUGGCACACUAUACAAAGGGACGUUAUCUAGUGGAGUUGAAAUAGCUGUGUUAGCUGUGGCAUCUGUUGCAAUAACAUCUGCCAAGGAUUGGUCAAAGAAUCUAGAAGUUCAGUUUAGACAGAAGAUCGAGACAUUAUCAAAAGUGAACCACAAGAAUUUUGUUAACCUUGUUGGGUACUGUGAGGAGGAGGAGCCUUUCACAAGAAUGAUGGUAUUUGAAUAUGCUCCGAAUGGGACACUCUUCGAGCAUUUACACAUUAAAGAAUCUGAACACUUGGACUGGGGGAUGCGGCUGAGAAUCGCAAUGGGCAUGGCGUACUGCCUUGAGCAUAUGCACCAGCUGAAUCCACCAAUAGCUCACAGCAACCUGACCUCUUCGGUGAUCUCUCUAACUGAGGACUAUGCAUCCAAAAUCUCAGACUUCACCUUCUCAAAUGACAUAAUUGCAAAUGAGAUGGAACUAUCUGGCAAGAAGCUCCCAGAUGUGCCUUUGGCACUCCCAGAAAGUAAUGUUUACAAUUUUGGUGUCUUGUUAUUUGAAAUGGUUACUGGUAGGCUACCAUACUCGUUGGACAUUGUCUCACUUGAAGACUGGGCAUCAGACUAUUUGAGAGGGUACCAACCCCUCAGGGAAAAGGUGGAUCCAACUCUGGACUCGUUCGAAGAGGAAAAGCUGGAGAGAAUUGGUGAAUUAAUAAAAUCUUGUGUGCACCCGGAUCCAAAACAAAGACCAACAAUGAGAGAAGUUACUGGAAGGUUAAGAGAGAUAACUACAUUAACACCAGAUGCAGCAAUCCCAAAACUUUCUCCUCUGUGGUGGGCAGAGCUUGAAAUUUUGUCCACAGAAGCCAGCUAAAAUAUGAUCGGACUGGAAGUAUGAGCUCAAUUUCUCAUUUUUUAUAGUUAUAGAGGCACAAAACCAGUUGCCUGUAGGUUUUUCCCCACUUUUACCUAUCAUAGGUAAGGGAGAUCAGCUACUUGUAUAUACCCGAGUUGGUGCGCCUCUCUCUCCCUGUUCUAUACAUAUAUAUGUAAUUUCUUUCCUUUUUAGGUUGGAAAUUGGCUGGGAAAUGAGCCAUAGAAGCACAACCACACGUAAAUUAGUUAAUAUUCCAUUUGUUCUUUA